AUGGUCGGGUCCUGGAUCUUGCCUCUGCGUGCCAUGCCAUCUAAAUUCGCUUUCUUCCAUCAACCAAGGGCGGAGGCCAACUCCCAGCCUCCGUCCACCAGUCCCAAGAGGAAGAGGAACUUGUCAUCGGAUUCUGAGGAUGACCUGGCAGAGCUGCUGGACCCUGAGCCUGAGCCGGUGUGGUCCGUGGAGACACUGUGUGGGCUUAGGAUGACGCUGAGGAGGAGGCGCGCAUCUAUGGUGAGGCCUGAACACCACAAGGUCUUCACCAGGCUGCUGGAGGAUCCUGUGGUGAAAAAAUUCCUGGCCUGGGACAAGACACUGAGAGUGUCUGAUAAGUACCUCCUGUCUAUGGUCAUAGCUUAUUUCAGCCGCGCCGGACUCUUCUCCUGGCAGUAUAGGCCAAUCCACUUCUUCCUGGCUCUGUACCUGGCCAAUGACAUGGAGGAGGACAACCAGGCCCCUAAACAAGAUAUUUUUUACUUCCUCUACGGGAAGAGCUAUGCCCAGCGCCCCAUGUUCCACAAACUACGGUUCCAGUUCAUUCGGUCCAUGGGCUGGAGGAUCUGGGUGUCCCGGGAGGAGUGUGAAGAGAUCCAGGCUUACAAUCCAGAGCUGUGGGUGUGGGUACGAGAUCGCACCAACCUAUCUUAG
This is a messenger RNA of Chionomys nivalis (European snow vole), 654 nucleotides long. RefSeq names its product speedy protein E4A-like. Gene Ontology annotation, molecular function: protein kinase binding. The record is from RefSeq and is a predicted model, not a curated record. NCBI's taxonomy places the organism in Eukaryota, Metazoa, Chordata, Mammalia, Rodentia, Cricetidae. The transcript has 6 exons. Gene Ontology annotation, biological process: positive regulation of cyclin-dependent protein serine/threonine kinase activity. The coding region runs from base 1 to 654 and encodes 217 amino acids.